Molecule: messenger RNA, 852 nt
Organism: Tachysurus fulvidraco (yellow catfish)
Lineage: Eukaryota; Metazoa; Chordata; Actinopteri; Siluriformes; Bagridae
Exons: 3
Coding region: 103-852 (249 amino acids)
Source: RefSeq, a predicted model, not a curated record
CUACACCUCAGUAGGUGGAGCUGUAUGUGGUGAGAUACAGUUUAGACAGUUUCACAGAGAUACUGACAUUUAUAUCCACUGCAAGAGACACACAGAACAAUCAUGAUAUUCUUCUUUGUGUUGAUAGUUGUCAAAAAUAUUGCAGGUGCUGUUGACAGCAGAAUUACACCAGACAAAUCCAUCAUAUCUUCAAGUGAAGGCAGCAACAUCACACUGACCUGCACAUAUGAUGACUCAGCUUACAAUCUCCACUGGUAUCGACAAAAACCUCAAUCAGAACCAGAGUUUCUGCUGCAGAUUCAUAAAUCCACAGACACUAGAAUUAAACAUGAGCUUGACCCACGACUAUCCACCAAACUUCGUAAAAAUGAGAAGAAAGUAGAUCUGGAGAUCUUUCCUGCAGCAGUAUCCGACUCUGCACUGUACUACUGUGCCAUGGUGCCCACAUUGACACAAAACUCUAACAGACUGUACAAAAAGUCAAGCUUGAUAUUUUGUUUCUCAGCAGGGGGAGCUCACACCCUCAUCCUCGGUCUACCAUGCCUCCGGCUCCACAACCCGACCAUUUCCUGGUCCGAGCUGCGCAUCACCAGCUGGGGCAGCGCAUGUGCCACGCACACCAGGGACCCGGUGGAGCCGUGCCAACUUAACACCACAGACACCAUGCUGAUCUCCUCUGACAUACCUGGUCUCCCCGACGAAUACCUAGACCUCGCAGAUGCAUUUAGUAAAGUCAAGGCCACGGAGCUACCUUCACAUUGUGCCUGUGAUUGCGCCAUGUACCUUCUGCCAGGAGUAACGCCACCUAGAGGGAGAAUCUUCCCCCCUCAUAGACAGAGUCUGCGGCCAUGA